AUGGCCGGCUCCCUCACCGACGAAGACCGCGAACGCGCUGCUGAGGCUGAGCGCACGCAGAAGGCUGCCGCCGACGAACGGGCACGUCUGGCAACCGAGCGUGCCCGCCUUGAAGGUGAACAUGCGCGCCUCGAAGCCGAGUUUCAGUGCCUCCGUGACGCUGAACGCGCUCACCACGCCCAGCGCGAUGCACUGGAAGUCGCCUCCAUCGCGGCUCUCCAUGCCCAAGCGGUGGCCGUCAUCAACAUCCGCUCCCUCAUCCCCGUCGUCCUCGACGGUGAGUCGCCGAACUACACCACGUGGCGCAGUCUGUUCCUUCUCGUCGUCGGCAAGUACGAGCUCUCCGACCACGUCCUCUCCGACAUCGCCUACCCCGACGUUCCGUCCUGGGUUCGCAUGGAGUGCACCGUCCUCAGCUGGCUGUACGGCACCAUCUCCAGCAAACUCGUCCAGGUCGUCAUGACGCCCACGUCGUCCGCGCGUCGUGUCUGGCUCGGACUCGAGGAGCAGUUCGUUGGCAACAAGGAGACACGGGCGUUGUACAUCGACGCGGAGUUCCGCACAUUCUGCCAAGGCGAUCUCUCCAUCUCCGACUACUGCAGCAAGAUGAAGAAUAUGGCCGACGCCCUCGGCGAUCUGGGCGAGCCCGUCCUCGACCGCACUCUCGUUCUCGCCGUUUUGCGCAGCUUGAACGAGCGGUUCUCCUACAUGGCUGCUCUCAUCAAGCGGACCAAGCCAUUCCCGUCCUUCUCCGAGGUUCGCGCGGACCUCAUGCUUGAAGAGCUCACGGCGAAGAACAAACCCACCGAGCCCUCUGCGUUCCUGGCCGCGGGCAAUGGCAGCGGCGCGCGUUCCAGCGGCGUCAACAACAACGGCGGCAGCAGCGCCGGAGGCCAUAGCGCCGGCGGUGGUGGUCGCAACAAGAACCGCAACCGGCGUGGCGGGCGCGCCAACAACGGGGGCGGCGGCGCUCCCGGUCAGAACGGCGGCGGACACCCUGCACCACGCCCCGGCUCUCCUGCGCCGACUCCCGUUUUUGAUGUACAAUCUUGA
Phragmites australis (common reed) is the source of this 1053-nucleotide messenger RNA. RefSeq lists its product as uncharacterized. Lineage: Eukaryota; Viridiplantae; Streptophyta; Magnoliopsida; Poales; Poaceae. The coding region runs from base 1 to 1053 and encodes 350 amino acids. The transcript has 2 exons. The record is from RefSeq and is a predicted model, not a curated record.